GCAGCAUCGAUGCUCGUCCGUCUCUGCGCGCUCGGCGCGCUGACACAUGCCGCGCGGCCCACACGCGUCGUCGGCCGGCGGCCCGCGCUCGCCGGCGCCGCCGCGGCGAUCGCCUGUCCCGCGCGCGCGAACCCGCCGCCGGUCGACACCGACCGCGUCGCGGUCCCGGAGCUGCCGCAGCAGCCGCGGGGCCUGAAGCUCAAGAACGGCCUGAAGUUCACAGACGGUACAGUGGGGCCUGGUGAAAAAUUGCGCUGGGGCCAGGUCGUGAAGAUCAAGUACGUAGCCUACACGCGGGAGAGUGGCGACGCGCCCCUGAAGCGCUACGACGCUUCUGACGCGUAUCUAGUGAGGCACGGCAACGGGCGGGACGUGCGCGGCUUGGAUGAGGGCAUACAUACCAUGCGGGUCGGAGGGACUAGGCGUGUGGAGGUGCCGCCCAAUCUGGGCUACACGGCGCCAGGAUUAGGACCGAUGCCCGAGUCCGCCGGCGGGCGCCGGACGUUGGACAGGGCUCUAGAUGACAUGGCGGGGAAGCCGGGCGCGGCUGUAGUGUAUGACGUCGCCGUGCUGAGCGCUUGGACGGAUGACGCCGACGCGGGCUAUUACGCCGACGAGUCGUUUUCGGGCGACGAGAUUCAGGUCAUCGUCGGGAAGGCCGAGAAGAUCGGGCGCGGGCUCGCGAAGGCGGCCGGGGAGUAAGAGUGUGAGAUAUCAUGUUGGGCACGGGUUUUUCAGGCUGG
Molecule: messenger RNA, 743 nt
Organism: Pelagomonas calceolata
Lineage: Eukaryota; Pelagophyceae; Pelagomonadales; Pelagomonadaceae
Source: the annotation of a GenBank genome assembly